CAAUCUUAAUGCCGGAAUAUUCAAUUCUUCAAACACCCCAAUUCAAGCAAAUCCUCCUCAACAUCUGUACUACAAUCAACACCCUUCUCAUCAAAAUAUUCUCCACCCUCCUCAAUUUACUAAUUCAAAUUUUCAUCAACACCCAAAUAUGUUUUCUACACAUCAUUACCCUUACCCCCCUCAUUACCAUCCUUUAUAUUACCCAAACAACCAACCAUUCUUUCCAACCUAUCCAAACAAUAUUAUUAAUUUUGGUGAUUCUUCGCAUUCUGACACAAUGCUAAAUUUUCGAGAAAACUUUCCAAUAAAUGAGGGUUUUCAACAUUUUUACCAUCCAAAUUUGCCUACACCCCAACAAGCAACACCGUCAUCUUUUAAUAUUGAGACUAGAUCUCUCGAAGCCUCAAGAGGUAUGAUCGCCUCGACAUCUGACAAUUUGGCACCGUCACACAAUUAUUUGAACCAAGAAAAAAAUAAAACCAAAAAAAGAAACCCAGUAAAAACCAACGAAGAAAAGAUACCCAAAGAGAUUUUUAAGCAUUCAAACGAAGGGGGAUUUCAGCCUUGGAGACUACCGAAUGAACAACCAUCAAAUCCAGACAUUCAGCAUUCACCGGCUCAUGAACAACCGUCCAGUCCACACUUUCAAUAUCCGAACAUUAAGGGAAUUGAUUUGAACGUUAAACUGGAUUCCCCAUAUGAAGAAUCAAACGAUCCACAGUUACAGCAUUCCCCAGAAGAUUCAACUCAUUCCACCGGUCUUGAUUCACAAAAUUUGACUCAUGGACAACAAUCCCGUCCAAACGUUCAACAUGCAAACUCUGGAAGAUUCGAGACUUGGACACAAGCGGAUUCAAUUCCUGGGCAAUCAUCCUCUACUCCCUUUAAGCAUUCAAACUUUGGUGCAUUCCAAACCUGGACAAAAACAAACUUGCCGCAUGAAGAAUCAUCCAAUCCACCAAACAUUGAAGAAUCCCAGCCUUCAACUCAACCGAAAAAACUUCAAGGAUUUCGACCUUAUAAUCAAAGAGGUUAACUGAAACAAGCUGUGGAUACCUAUCUAACUACUGUAUUUCCUCUAAAAUAAGUCUCGAGUCUUUUUUUCGAUCGCCCACUUUAGUUGGCUUAGAUAAAAGGGGGGAGGGGGCUAUUUUUUCGAUGCCUAAAUUUUUUGGAAACUAGAAUUUAUUACAAAGAAUAACAAUUUUCUUAAUUUAGAAUUUCAGACCUCUUUUGGCCCACUCUCUCUUUUUUUCCACACAUCCCCUCUUUUGCUCUACACUUCCCUAAACAAUUAGUAUUAGAAUUGUCCAGACAAACUUGUCUCUCCUA
Molecule: messenger RNA, 1332 nt
Organism: Meloidogyne enterolobii
Lineage: Eukaryota; Metazoa; Nematoda; Chromadorea; Rhabditida; Meloidogynidae
Source: the annotation of a GenBank genome assembly